UGUGUGGCGCGCACUAUGCUUGAUGAUCUCGAGAGACAGACGGAGCUGAGCUGAGCGCUGAACUUGAGACCGUGUCUCGGUCACGUCUCAAGUGCCUCUCACUUUUCUCAGUUUUACUAUCGACCACUAAGCAGUUUAUUUUGAUUUACCGCCGUCGGAUUAAGCUGAAGAUAAAAAAGUGUCCAGAAUUUCUCUCCGAGUUGCGUGAGAGACUGCGCAAUAGAGGAACGCUGAACUGAAUUCAACAUGUCAAUUUUACCGUUCACUCCGCCGAUCGUGAAGAGGUUGCUGGGCUGGAAGAAGGGAGAGCAGAACGGACAGGAGGAGAAAUGGUGCGAAAAGGCCGUCAAGAGUCUAGUGAAGAAGCUGAAGAAGACGGGACAGUUGGACGAGCUUGAGAAAGCCAUCACAACUCAGAAUGUCAACACCAAGUGUAUCACCAUACCACGAUCACUAGAUGGUCGGUUGCAAGUAUCUCACAGAAAAGGACUCCCUCAUGUGAUCUACUGUCGUCUUUGGCGCUGGCCUGACCUGCAGUCUCAUCAUGAGCUCAGAGCCAUUGAACUCUGUGAGUUUGCCUUUCACAUGAAAAAGGACGAGGUUUGCGUCAAUCCCUACCACUACCAGCGGGUCGAGACACCAGUUCUUCCUCCGGUGCUGGUGCCUCGUCACACUGAAAUCCCCAGCGAGUUUCCUCCUCUGGAUGACUACAGUCACUCCAUCCCAGAAAACACCAUUUUCCCCGCCGGCAUCGAACCCCAGAGCAACUACAUACCAGAGACGCCCCCUCCAGGCUACAUCAGUGAGGAUGGAGAGACCAGCGAUCAUCAGAUGAACCGCAGUAUGGACACAGGGUCUCCAAAUCUGUCACCGAACCCCGUUUCUCCUGCCCACAACAAUUUAGAUCUACAGCCGGUGACAUACUGUGAACCUGCGUUCUGGUGCUCUAUUUCAUACUAUGAGCUGAACCAGAGAGUCGGUGAAACUUUCCAUGCCUCCCAGCCCUCUUUAACAGUGGACGGCUUCACAGACCCGUCCAACUCUGAGCGCUUCUGCCUGGGCCUGCUGUCCAACGUGAAUCGCAAUGCUGCUGUGGAGCUCACGCGCAGACACAUUGGCCGGGGUGUGCGUUUGUACUACAUUGGAGGUGAGGUGUUUGCAGAGUGUCUAAGUGACAGCGCCAUCUUUGUUCAGAGUCCCAACUGUAACCAACGUUACGGCUGGCACCCAGCCACUGUUUGCAAGAUCCCACCUGGCUGUAAUCUGAAGAUCUUUAAUAACCAGGAGUUUGCAGCUCUGUUGGCCCAGUCUGUGAAUCAGGGCUUUGAGGCUGUGUACCAGCUCACCCGCAUGUGCACCAUUCGCAUGAGCUUCGUGAAGGGCUGGGGAGCCGAGUACAGGCGGCAGACAGUGACUAGCACCCCCUGCUGGAUAGAACUGCACCUGAACGGUCCUCUCCAGUGGCUGGACAAAGUGCUCACUCAGAUGGGCUCCCCCUCCAUCCGCUGCUCCAGUGUAUCAUAGGAAAAACACUCCCUACACAUAUACAACAUAUACAAGCCACAAGAUCUGGAAAGAAGAAAAAAGUUCCUUCAGGAGUCAAAGGCUGAAGACCUUCAUACCCACCAACCAUUUGGGUUCCACAGACUCGGUAGCACUUUCUCAUGUUGGAGUGUAUUACAGUAUAUGUAUAUAUUCGUUUUUAUGUUGUUGUUAGCCAUUUUUAUUGCCAUUAUUGAUAUAAAAUAUUGCCAUUUAUGUUAUAUGUUGUUAUAUAGCAUGUAUAUGUAAGAUCUCUCCUCUGUCCUGUCUUUUACUAUGCUGUGUUAGGUACACGUUUACCUUAACAGGUAUAUAAGAGGCUUGAAUAGUUUUUAGAGACAUGAAAAAGUGCUUUUUUAUAAAGUGAAAAUAUGAAGUUUUUCCAAAUAUCAGUUCAGCUAAAUAAUGGAAACUUGGCCCAUGUCAUAAUGUUUUGUAGUACAUAUCAAGAGCUCUUAUACAUCUUUAUAAGAUUUACAAACAUUUAAAACCCAAAUUAAUAUAUUUUCUCCAACAACCUUGAAUUCCCAUACAUUAGCAGUUCACCUUUUUAAGAUUCACUGCACACAAUACUAGACAACAAACUUCAUAUGUGCACAUAACAGUUUGUGUAACACUUAAAAAAAAGUGUUAUCUAUGCUUCACAAUAUCUCUGUUAUGUUUGUUGAAAUGUUAGGGCCUUUUGUCAUUGCACAGAUGCAGAGAGCUUGAUACGCUACUCUUCCUACAGCAGUUUUCCAGUUGUAGUGUUUUCAUCUCUAAACAAGCUAAGCAUGUAUAUGAACAUUACUUGAGGAUGUUAUAACUGUGCCAGUCGUCCUCAGUGAGCAUUUUGUCUAGUGUUGAUUUCAUCACUGUCUGCAUUGAACCGAUUGUCUGUUCUGUGUGAAUGAAUGUGAAUUAUUGGAUUCAUCACUCUUAUAACUCCAUGUAUUUUCGUGCUUUCAUUGUUAUUCACUCAGUGUCUUUUGUGAGUGGGUGAGGAGCUCUUCAAGGUCUGGUGAGGCCUCUCAAUUGUCCGCUUCGGAGAAGUUUCUCUGUGUGUAGCGGUAGAUUUCGAAAACUGGGCAUUACAUCAUUUUGCGCACUAAGAAGUUGGCACUUCAUAUCUCACGGUAUGUGUUCUCAUCCUCCAGAAAUAAAACUGAGUGAGUGUGCCUUCGUGUCAACUUUCAUAACAGAGUUUGUAAAUAGUAUAUUGGAGACUUCACAGGCGUUUACCCGUGUUGUUGAGUAAGUGGGUUGUCCAGCGUUGGACCACUCAGGGUUGUGAUCCUUUCUCAGCUGAAUUUGUAAAUAAAUUGUCUAAUAAAUUGAUUAUGCAUGCCUAUUUUCUGAAAUUCAUGCCAUUUGUACUGUAGACUCUCUAUUUUGCUACCAAAUAUUUUUUCAGAAGUGGAACGGGAUGAACAAGUAAAUGCUCUUACCUCUGUUUGUAACUGUUGAAAGGUGGGGCUUGUACUGCUGGCAGGUUUUUGUAAGGUUAACCCUGUAUUUUUAUACGUCAUAGGAUAUGGAGAAGGGCUUAAAGAAGGGAAAUGUCACAAUGGGCUUUGUGAAAGCCAGAUCAUGUACAGUACCUUCAGUUCAGUGGAGAGGAGCUCUUUGCAUGCCUUUCCAAAAAAUCUCUGGUCUCUCAGCGUGUCGUACAGAAAUCAUGGAUGAAAGUGUAGCGUUUAGGUGCAUUGUGUACUUCACAGACGGUAGAAAAGAUGUGUGACAUCUGUGUGCGUAAAUGUUUAUGACUUUACUUUGAUAAAGUCAGAUUGACUAGGAUUCCUUGAAAUGUAUUUAAACCUCUUGAUGUCAUCCGGCAAAGACUAAAUAGAAGGUACUGAAGUUAUUCAGGAAGUGAUUUAUUGUCCAUCUAAGCAAACAUGUUUUCUUUGAGAGAAAAAAAAAAUCAAA
Molecule: messenger RNA, 3450 nt
Organism: Labeo rohita (rohu)
Lineage: Eukaryota; Metazoa; Chordata; Actinopteri; Cypriniformes; Cyprinidae
Gene: smad3a
Product: SMAD family member 3a
Exons: 9
Coding region: 247-1524 (425 amino acids)
Biological process (GO): cell differentiation; BMP signaling pathway; anatomical structure morphogenesis
Cellular component (GO): heteromeric SMAD protein complex
Molecular function (GO): DNA-binding transcription factor activity, RNA polymerase II-specific; I-SMAD binding; RNA polymerase II cis-regulatory region sequence-specific DNA binding
Source: RefSeq, a predicted model, not a curated record